AUGGACUACGAUUAUCUUAUAAAACUGCUUUGUGUUGGUGAUUCCGGCGUUGGAAAAACGAGCUUUUUGUAUAAAUACACUGAUGGAGUUUUUCACACUCAAUUCAUUUCAACAGUUGGUAUUGAUUUCCGGGAGAAAACUGUGAUAUAUCAACAAAAUUCUAGGCAGCAUCGCAUUCACUUACAGCUUUGGGAUACAGCGGGACAAGAGAGAUUCAGGAGCUUAACAACAGCUUUUUAUAGAGAUGCAAUGGGAUUUUUGCUUCUCUUUGAUUUAACAAACGAGGCUUCUUUCUUAGAAGUUAGGAAUUGGAUCGAGCAAUUGAAGACUCACAGUUUAAGUGACGACCCUGACAUAGUUCUGUGUGGCCACAAAUGUGAUCUUCAAGAGAAGAGAUUGGUCAAUCAGAAUCGAGCUAGGGAAUUUGCCAAGAACUAUAAUCUGCCAUACUUGGAGACAAGUGCUAAAACAGGACAAAAUAUUGACCGUGCCACUGAGAUACUGCUAGAUAGAAUUAUGUACAGGUUUGAUAUUUAUAUAUAUUUUUCUUACUUAGAAAAAAUAAUGGAGUCAUCAGUGGAAUAUGCCAUGCUGUGUGCGUCUGGUCGUAGGAGACAGUCAUUACAAAGAUUACAAGCGAAACAAGACAGGAAACUGUGUUCAUGUUAA
Molecule: messenger RNA, 669 nt
Organism: Danaus chrysippus (African queen)
Lineage: Eukaryota; Metazoa; Arthropoda; Insecta; Lepidoptera; Nymphalidae
Source: the annotation of a GenBank genome assembly